Molecule: messenger RNA, 1254 nt
Organism: Lasiodiplodia theobromae
Lineage: Eukaryota; Fungi; Ascomycota; Dothideomycetes; Botryosphaeriales; Botryosphaeriaceae
Product: Cytochrome p450 oxidoreductase
Exons: 3
Coding region: 1-1254 (417 amino acids)
Molecular function (GO): iron ion binding; 2 iron, 2 sulfur cluster binding
Source: RefSeq, a predicted model, not a curated record
AUGUGGCGCCUCUUCAACUACUGGUCGUCGACCAGUGACCAGCAAAACACCAAAACCCCACCACCACCAUCCCGCGGCCUGCCCGCAUCCUGGUACCGCUCCGACAGCCUGCACCAACUCGAGCGCCGCGCCAUCUUCUCGCGCAAAUGGAUCCUCCUCACGCACUCGAUCCGCCUCAAGCAGGCCGGUGACUUCGUCUCUUUCACCUACGCCGGCUUCGCGUUCUUCGUCGUGCGCGACCGCGACGGCAACGUCAACGGCUUCCACAACGUGUGCCGCCACCGCGCGUACCCGAUCGUGCAGAGCGGCGCGGCGGGCACGGCGCGCGUGCUGAGCUGCAAGUACCACGGCUGGUCGUACGGGCUGCGCGGGAACUUGGCGAAGGCGCCGCGGUUCGAUACGGUGCCCGGGUUUGACAAGAGUCAGCAUGGAUUGCUGCCGAUUCAUGUCCAUGUUGAUAAGGUCGGGUUCGUGUGGGUGAAUCUGCAGGCGGGCGAGCCGGAUGUGAAGUGGGAUGAGGAGUUCAGGGGUGCGGAUGAGAAGCCGAUUUUGAAGGAGUUUGAUUUUGAGGACGAGUUCAAGUUCGAUCACGUGUGGGAUAUGGAGCUCGAUGCGAAUUGGAAAGGGUUGGUUGAGAAUUACAACGAGUGCUACCACUGUCCGACGUCGCAUCCGCUCAUUGCGGGGGUGUCGGAUGUGAGCAAGUACCGCGUCGAGCCGGCGAGGGGGUGUCUGGAGCACACGAUUAUCAACAAGAAUAUGGAGGAUAAUCGGUUUCGGAGGUCGAUCACUUUCUUCCCUCCUUGCACGUCGGUGACUGUUACGGAGCACUUCUUUUACAUACAGCGGAUGAUACCAGUUACAGCCACAACAAGUAGGAUCGAAAAUGAAGUGUACCGCCAUAAGAAUGCAACCGACAAGGAAUUCAACGACUUGUGUGAAUUCUACAAACAAGUUUUGGAAGAAGACAAAGAACUCUGCAUUGGUGCGCAACGGAACUUGAACUCGGGAGUUUACACAAAUGGAGAAUUUCAUCCGGACAAGGAAAAGGGUCCACUCCAUUUUCAAGAUUCUGUAAGAAGGGAGCUGAUGGAACAUCGGAGAAAAGAGGAACAGCAGGGUGGUGUAGAGAUCUGGCCUGCAACACCCAAGGUUGUCGGCCAGAUGAAGACGUGUAAGCUAGAGGAAGAAGAGGCAUUUUGCUCAAAGUUGGAGGCGGAAAGUUGCGUAGCACGGUCGGAGUUGGCCUGGUAG